This is a messenger RNA of Pseudophryne corroboree (corroboree frog), 1414 nucleotides long. RefSeq names its product pepsin A-like. Gene Ontology annotation, molecular function: aspartic-type endopeptidase activity. The coding region runs from base 1 to 1158 and encodes 385 amino acids. The record is from RefSeq and is a predicted model, not a curated record. Lineage: Eukaryota; Metazoa; Chordata; Amphibia; Anura; Myobatrachidae. The transcript is spliced from 9 exons. Gene Ontology annotation, biological process: proteolysis.
AUGAAGAUCCUUCUUCUAUUCGGGCUUGUUGUUCUGGCACAAUGCAGUAUGGUGAAAGUCCCCCUCAGAAAAGGGGAGUCUCUCCGGAGUCGCUUAAGCAGACUGGGGUUACUGGGUGACUACCUUUCAAAGCAUCCUUACAAUCCAGCAACUAAAUACUUCACCAAUUUGGCUCAGGCCUCUGGCGAACCACUACAGAACUACAUGGAUAUUGAAUAUUUUGGGACAAUUUCCAUUGGAACUCCACCACAAUCCUUCACUGUAAUCUUUGAUACAGGAUCUUCAAACUUGUGGGUUCCAUCUGUGGCUUGCUCCAGUCCAGCCUGCACAAAUCACCACAUGUUUAACCCACAAGAGUCAUCCACCUUCCAGUCCACCAACACCCCAGUAUCCAUACAAUAUGGCACCGGCAGUAUGACUGGCUACCUGGGAUAUGACACCGUGCAGGUGGGAAACAUCCAGAUUACAAACCAGAUAUUUGGUCUCAGUCAGACUGAACCUGGCUCUUUCCUGUAUUACUCUCCAUUCGAUGGGAUCUUGGGACUUGCCUUUCCAAGCUUGGCAUCAUCUCAAGCUACACCAGUAUUUGACAAUAUGUGGAACCAAGGACUCAUUCCCCAGGACCUCUUCUCUGUCUAUCUAAGCUCUCAAGGGCAGAGUGGCAGCUUCGUUUUGUUUGGUGGAGUGGACACAUCUUAUUACAGUGGAAACCUAAACUGGGUCCCACUGACAGCUGAAACUUAUUGGCAGAUAACAGUGGACAGCGUAUCUAUCAAUGGACAAGUCAUUGCUUGCAGCGAAUCCUGUCAAGCAAUUGUUGAUACUGGUACCUCCCUGCUGGCUGGACCAUCAACUCCCAUUGCCAACAUUCAGUACUACAUUGGAGCAAGCCAGGAUUCAAAUGGACAGUAUGUGAUCAACUGCAACAGCAUCAGCAACAUGCCAACUAUUGUCUUUACCAUCAAUGGCGUUCAGUUCCCACUGCCAGCCAGUGCAUACGUGCGUCAGAAUCAACAGGGAUGCACCAGUGGCUUCCAGGCCAUGAAUCUGCCAACAAACUCUGGAGACUUGUGGAUCCUAGGAGACGUAUUUAUCCGUGAAUAUUAUGUGGUGUUUGACAGAGCCAAUAAUUAUGUAGCAAUGGCUCCAAUCGCAUAAAGAAGAGUUCAGCUCCUGUCCCUCUCUUUAUCUACGCAGACUGCAUUGUAUAUUAUAUUGGUUCCCAUAACGAUAUCAUUUCCACUUUUACCAUAAGAAAAAAUAUAUGGUAAAAUGAAUCUGUGAAUAGUUUAUUGACUAGCUGUUUUGUCACUUUAACAAACCAUAUUAUACACACUAAAUUUGUGUUGUGUUAGAAUUGCAACAUUUGGAUCAUUUCAUACAAUAAAAGUCUCUGAGCAAUAUGAAAAAUGUG